Fusarium tjaetaba is the source of this 1239-nucleotide messenger RNA. RefSeq lists its product as uncharacterized. NCBI's taxonomy places the organism in Eukaryota, Fungi, Ascomycota, Sordariomycetes, Hypocreales, Nectriaceae. Bases 1 to 1239 code for a protein of 412 amino acids. The transcript has 2 exons. The record is from RefSeq and is a predicted model, not a curated record.
AUGUAUGAGCUUGAGAGAUACUGGAUCGCCCAUGGGGCCAUGGUAUUUCUUGGAGCAUGGAUCCCCUCUGUCGUUCUAUUCUUCUGCAGUUUCUGCCUCGUCCGCCGCAAGAGGGAUCCCGCGAGAACUGCAUUCACAUAUCUCAAGUUGGCACUCUUAGUGUUCUCAGGCUAUACCUUCUUCGAGUUCGCCUCAUACGUCGUCUCAGUCGUGCACACGCGAUUAUACUACAGUGGAAGAAUCGACAGUGAAUUCGACUCGCACUACUCAAAGACUCUACAAGUUACCGUGCAAGUCCUCGCUACUCUUGCGCUUAUUUACGAUUUGGUCACCGAUAUUCUCGUCAUGAUAAUCCUCCUACGUCUCGGCACUGGUAUCAUCAUGGUCCAGACAGGCCAACGCGAUCCAAAGGGCAAGAUUUUCCGCUUCGGUUCAUACAUCGCAGCAACUAUCCUCUUCGCUCUCGCCUUGGCUGCCUUCGGUCUUCGGAUUCGAUAUGUGUAUGAAGUCUUCUUCAACGAUGCUAGUGUUGGUGUGGAUAGUUACACCAAGUCUCGACAGAUCGGCUUUGCGUUUAGUGUUUUGGUCUUUGUCAUUUCUCUUGCUAUCGUUACGCGAGCUAUUAUGAUCAGGGUGCAAUCUAAGGGGGACAAUGCUCUUACUUGGUGCUCAAACAUGUUCAUCGCUGCAUCAGUUGUUUGGCUUCUGCGCACAACGUUCAACAUGGCGUCGACGGCUGCUUGGACCGAUCUGAGCAGUGCAUAUGGCGACCGUGAGUACAAGUACGCUUACUACAUACUCGAUGUCGUCUUUGGAAUCUGGCCGCAGUUCGUUGUACUGUGCUUGGUGUUCUUUAUCGGUCGUGCAAAGAACAAUGGUAUUUGGUCAAAGCAGGACCAGGAGCCCGUGAAGGGCGUUGAGGCUGGAGAGCGCACGGCCUGGGGUUAUGGACAAGUCCCUCCCCAGGCACAGAAUGCUGCACCUAUGCCUGAGCAGCAGUACUACCCUCAGCCGGAACAGCAGCAUCUGGCUCAGGGGUAUGGUCCUCAGCAACCCGUGCCCCAGCAGCAAAACGGUUACUAUGCACCCCAGCAACCUCAGUACGCGGCUUAUGAUGCUAUAUCUCCCGUGUCUCAGCCCAGAUCACCACCUCCUCACGAGGAGACGGUGGGCUUGAACCACCAGGCUGAUGGUACUCCUCCCCAGGUACCAGCUCAGCCAUACCCGGAGAAGCAUUAG